AUGACCCGCCCGUUGCCUAACGCCAACUGGUGCCUGCCGCCGCCCAGUGCCUGCUACCGCCCAGUAUCUGCCGCUGCCAGGUGCCUGCCGCCGCCUGGAGUCUGCUACCACCUGUUGUUUGUCGCUGCCUGGUGCCUGCUACUGCCCAGUGCCUGCCGCCACCUGGUGCUUCCCACUGUCCAGUACUUGCCACCACCCUGUACCUGCCACCACCCGGUGCCUGCCGCCACCUGGUGCCUGCCACCGCCUAGUGCCUGCCACCGCCCAAUGCCUGCCGCCACCUGGUGCCUGCCGCUGCGUAGUGCCAGUCGCUGCCUUGUGCCUGCUACCACCCGGUGCCUUUCGCUGCCCUGUGCUUGCUGCCGCAAAGGUGCCUGCCACCACCUGGUGCCUGCCGCUGCCCAGUACCUGUCACUGCCCGGUGCCUGCUACCACCUGGUGCCUGGCGCUGCCCCGUGCCUGCUUCCACGUGGUGCCUGCUGCCACCUGGUGCCUGCCGCUGCCCAGUGCCUGUCACUACCUGGUGCCUGCUACCACCCAGUACCUGGCAUUGCCCCGUGCCUACCACCACCCAGUGCCUGCCAGCGCUUGUCGGUUGUUCAGUUUUGGAGAACGCCUUAUGUCCUUUUUGGAGAGAGAAUAACGACAUGA
Molecule: messenger RNA, 651 nt
Organism: Schistocerca nitens (vagrant locust)
Lineage: Eukaryota; Metazoa; Arthropoda; Insecta; Orthoptera; Acrididae
Product: keratin-associated protein 4-7-like
Exons: 1
Coding region: 1-651 (216 amino acids)
Source: RefSeq, a predicted model, not a curated record